AUGUGGAUUUGGAGCCGCUAUGUAGACCCAUGCACUCGCACUGAUCACAUCGAAAAUGAAAUGAACCCCUGGGAUAUCCAAAUGGACUGCCUGGUAGAGGCAUAUUUAUACUACCGCCACUGCAGCUCGGAGGAUGGCAUGCCCAACUGCAAUGGAAUACCUGCACCUUCACCAUCCAAUGAUACUCAACGUGCUUUGGUCUAUCACGGUUACAUUGGAUGUGUGCCAGUGUAUCCAACCAUUGCUAUAUCUCUCUGUACCCUUGAUGCAUACCGCCAAAUGCACCGUGUGUGCCCUUCAUUCGGUUUUCAAGCGCAGUGCAGAGCUCUCUGUUUUCUUCAUGAUAUCCCUUAUAGGCCUUACCUCACCAUGCAAUUAUCUUCUGCCUUCAACAUCUAUUUGGAAAUUCUCCAACGUGUUGACCAAUGCCUUCGCACAGCCCUGAAACGUGAUACUCCGAACUGGUGUCUUCUAAACUCCUGCCCUGCAUGCUUUUACAAACUCAAUGAUGAGCCCAAACUUGAGUUUGAGUGGCUUGUAUCAGUUGAUGGCAACAACAGCCUGAAGAGAUGGGACUUGACAAUAUAUGGGACAAAUGCCCAACUUGAUUCCCAAAAGGCUCACUCUGACUUUUGGGUUGAUCCAGAGUCUGUGGACAAAUUCAGUGGCGAAGUCAGAUCACAAGCGGUAAGUGUUGACUAA
Messenger RNA from Suillus paluster, 702 nucleotides. RefSeq lists its product as uncharacterized. The coding region runs from base 1 to 702 and encodes 233 amino acids. The record is from RefSeq and is a predicted model, not a curated record. Lineage: Eukaryota; Fungi; Basidiomycota; Agaricomycetes; Boletales; Suillaceae. The transcript has 3 exons.